UUCUUUUCUUGCCACCUUUGGUUGCUCCUGCCAGCUCUAUAAAUAGAUUCAGGAGCUCGUUUGCUUCUUGCCUCCAAGAGCUACCCGGAUAGCUUAACAAACCUCCAUAUUCUUGCAUACAGCAAGAGUCUCUGCUUCCUAGUCAAUUGAUCUCCAACCUCCGCCAUGCCGACAAAUAUGAUCUCCAAGGUACUUGAGAAGGUUGUCCUUCCACCCGAUGUUGCACCUCGUGUGAAGGCGGGAGCAGCUUCUCGGACGAGCGUGCUUCGUAACCCGAACAUGCAGAAGCUUCAGAAAGGGUACUUAUUCCCGGAGAUCAACAGGAAACGCGAAGCGCACCAGAAGAAGUACCCAGAAGCGAAGGUCAUCAGCCUGGGCAUCGGUGACACGACCGAACCCAUACCGCGCAUCAUCACGUCAGCUAUGGCUGAGUACGCACUUGCGUUAUCAACUCCUGAAGGCUACCAAGGCUACGGCCCGGAGCCAGGGCAGAAGACUCUGAGGAAGGCCAUUGCUGAAAAAGUGUACCCAAACAUGGGGAUAAGAGACACUGAAGUGUUCAUCUCGGACGGCGCACAGUGCGACAUCGCGCGACUCCAGAUGCUGUUCGGGCGAGACGUGACCAUUGCCGUCCAGGAUCCCACCUUCCCGGGUUACGUGGACAACGGCGUGAUCAUGGGGCAAACGGGGGACGCGGACGAGUCCGGACGCUACGGCAGGAUCGAGUACAUGCGCUGCGCGCCGGAGAACGCCUUCUUCCCGGACCUGUCCCUCGUCCCCCGGACGGACGUCAUCUUCUUCUGCUCCCCGAACAACCCGACGGGCCACGUGGCGUCGCGCGAGCAGCUGCAGCAGCUGGUGGACUUCGCGCGCCGGAACGGCUCCAUCGUGGUGUUCGACACGGCCUACGCGGCCUACGUGUCCGAAUCCAGCCCAAGCCCACGGUCCAUCUACGAGAUCCCGGGGUCCCGCGAGGUUGCCAUCGAGAUCUCCUCCUUCUCCAAGUCCGCGGGCUUCACGGGGGUGCGGCUGGGCUGGGCCGUGGUGCCCGACGAGCUGCUCUACGCCGACGGCUCCCACGUGGCGCCCGACUUCGACCGCAUCGUCUGCACCUGCUUCAAUGGGGCCUCGAGCCUGGCCCAGGUCGGCGGGCUGGCCUGCAUUGGGUCCGAGGAAGGCGCCGAGGCGGUGAGGAAAGUGGUGAGGGUUUACAAGGAGAAUGCGAGGCUGCUGGUGGAGACGUUUGAGUCGUUGGGGAAGGAGGUGUAUGGGGGCGUGGAUUCGCCCUAUGUUUGGGUGAGGUUCCCUGGGCGCCGGUCGUGGGAGGUGUUUGGAGAGAUUUUGGAGAAGACGCAUGUUAUCACGGUGCCGGGGUCUGGGUUUGGGCCUGGUGGGGAAGGGUUUGUUCGGGUCAGCGGGUUUAACAACAGGGACAGGGUCGUCGAAGCCUGCGCCAGGCUCAGGAACUUCCUCGCCUAGAUUUCCUGCUGGUGCUAGUACUUCCUCCUCACACACCAUAUGAUUCCUACUUGUAUCCACGUAUGCUGCGCGCAGGCAAUUCAUCAUCCAUGUAUGCUCACUCAUACCUCAAUUUGGAACAAUAAUAAUGGACACAACGAUGUCAGUUACCUUGUUAAUCCAAAAGGUUGUACCCCAA
Molecule: messenger RNA, 1657 nt
Organism: Brachypodium distachyon (stiff brome)
Lineage: Eukaryota; Viridiplantae; Streptophyta; Magnoliopsida; Poales; Poaceae
Product: aminotransferase ALD1 homolog
Exons: 8
Coding region: 166-1479 (437 amino acids)
Biological process (GO): systemic acquired resistance, salicylic acid mediated signaling pathway; L-pipecolic acid biosynthetic process
Cellular component (GO): chloroplast
Molecular function (GO): pyridoxal phosphate binding; L-lysine:pyruvate alpha-transaminase activity
Source: RefSeq, a predicted model, not a curated record